AUGGCCAGCAUACUUCGAACGGCCCUGCUUGGGCUUCUUCUCUUUACCACCGCGCAAGCACAGUUCCAGUUCUUCGAGCAAAUGUUUGGCGGAGGCCAGCAGCACCAGGAGUCAUCAGGUCAAGGCGGCAACGUACCAAGUGAUAGCGCAUGGUAUCAGAAUACUUACAAUGGAGCCCAAUGUUCGAAUUAUCUAUGUCCUGGAACUUUAGCCUGCGUCGCUGUUCCACAUCACUGCCCUUGUGCACAUCCCAAGGUUGAGGAGAAAUUCGAACUCGGGGAAGGAAGCGCUAUAUGCGCCUCAAAAGGUGGCUUCAAGGCUGGGGAGACAGCUCGGAAGAUAGAGCUCGCGCGAAAAGGACUACUAUAA
Messenger RNA from Nannizzia gypsea CBS 118893, 369 nucleotides. RefSeq lists its product as hypothetical. The coding region runs from base 1 to 369 and encodes 122 amino acids. The transcript has 2 exons. NCBI's taxonomy places the organism in Eukaryota, Fungi, Ascomycota, Eurotiomycetes, Onygenales, Arthrodermataceae. The record is from RefSeq and is a predicted model, not a curated record.